CUGGUCAUAUUUCUCCUUUUUUAGAAGAGUCAAUUAGUUUGAAGAAAGCUUUAAACUCUAUCAAAGAAUGAAACCUAAAUCAAGUUGUUGAAUCAUAUUAUAAAAAUAUCAUUGAUGCUCUAUUUAGCUCCGCUCCUUUAUUGUCUCCUUUUAAUUUAGUUAUUUUUUACUGUCCUACUUUAAUGUUUAAUCUUAACCAUAUUUCUAACUUUUUUUUUCAGGUUGUGACUGUAGCAGGGGAUUUAGCAGAUGAUAUAAUUUUUUUUUUGAAAGAAAUGGGUGUAUUUACCAUUUUGUAGUGUGCAACUACAAAUAGAACUCCUCAAUUAAAUUACCAUUUCGUUAUUACAAAACUACCCUUCACUUUUUUCAAUAUCAUUCCCCCAACAACCUACUUCUUCUACUCUCUCCUCUUCACUCUCACUUUACUCCUUUCACGCUUAUUUAGUUUAUUUUAUUUUAUUUUAUUUUUUCGUUUAAAAGAAAACAAAAAUGGCUAAGUCGUCGUCGACGAUAGCCUCGACGACGUCGCUUCCAGCCAUCAAACCAGCCGAUUACUCUCACAGUCCGGUUCACUACGCCGUCUCAUUGCGUGACCACACUACCUUGUCCCGAAUUGUCUCCACUCUACCUCGACUCGCUGAGCCAACUCAGAUCCACACCGAGUCAGACUCCCUCGCCCAAGAACGCUUGGCGGAUAAGGUAUCUUCUGUACUAGACCGCCGGGAUGUUCCUCAUAGAGAGACUCCUCUUCACCUUGCCGUCCGAGUAAACGACACCGUUGCCGCUAGAAUCCUUGCUAAUGCCGGCGCUGAUGUCUCGCUCCAGAACGCUGCUGGUUGGAACCCCUUGCAGGAGGCCAUGUGCCGCCGUAGCAACGACAUAGCUCUGAUUCUCCUUCGCUUACACCACCGCUCGGCUUGGGCUAAGUGGCGCCGUCGUCUGCCACGUGUCAUCGCAGUCCUUCACCGAAUGCGCGACUUCUACAUGGAGAUCUCGUUCCACUUCGAGAGCUCUGUGAUUCCCUUCGUUGGGAAAAUCGCUCCCUCUGAUACUUAUAAGAUCUGGAAGCGAGACGGGAAUUUGAGAGCCGAUACCUCAUUGGCUGGAUUCGACGGUUUGAAAAUCCAACGAGCCGAUCAAAGCUUUCUUUUCCUCGGAGACGGCGAUCAUAGCCGCGGUGUUUCUCCUGGCUCUCUGCUCGUUCUUAAUCGCGACAAUAGGAAAAUCUUUGACGCCUUUGAGAACGCUGGUUCGCCGAUGAGCGAGUCUGACAUUGCCGGAUUCUGCUCCCAGACGAGCGUCUACAGGCCCGGUAUGGACGUCACGAAGGCUGAGCUCGUCGGGAGGACCAAUUGGAGAAGACAAGAGAAGACUGAAAAUGUUGGGGAAUGGAAAGCUAGGGUUUACGAAAUUCAAAAUGUAGUGUUUAGUUUUAGGUCAAGAAAAGUAGCUAAUGGAGAUGCUGACGUGGCUGGGAGCGAACAAGUACUACCUCUUGAGCUCGACGAAGACGACGAUGGUUUUUUAGUUGCUGAAAACCCAAAUUUCCUCAUGCCUGAUCGACGAAGGCAUAGUAGUUUUGUCAAGGAAGAUAGACCAAGGCCAAGUAGCUUCGUUAGAGAAGAUAGGGAUUUAUUGACAUUGGGAAGGAAGAGCGUGGACUUGCCUUCUGUAAUUGCGCCGCCACAGAGGAGGACUAUGGCUCCGCCGCCGGUGGCAUUGCCGCCGCAGACGAAGGAGAAGGAGUACGUAAGGAGCCUUAGGCCGUCGGUGUGGUUGACAGAGCAGUUUCCCCUGAAAACAGAGGAGCUUCUGCCAUUGUUAGACAUCUUGGCUAACAAAGUUAAAGCCGUAAGGAGAAUGAGGGAGUUGCUCACCACCAAGUUCCCGCCGGGGACAUUUCCAGUCAAGGUGGCAAUACCAGUGGUCCCUACAGUGAGAGUUGUAAUAACAUUUACAAAGUUUGUUGAGCUUCAACCAGUGGAGCAAUUCUUCACACCACUUUCAAGUCCCAGACACUUCGUCUAUGGUAAUGGCCUAAGCCAAUCGGAGGAAGAACAAAAGUCAAGGAGUCACAAUUCAUCGUUACCCUCGUCCUCGGCCUCGUCGUGGCUGAGGCGGAACAGCAGCCAGUCGAGUUCAGCCACCAAGCAGCACCGGUCUGCUACAAUGGCACUAGAUACUGACCCUUUUGCUAUUCCUAGUGGAUAUACAUGGACGAGUGUUGAUGAUAAAUCUACGAAAAUGAGGAAAUCUAAGUCAGUCCGAAAGUCUAAGUAGAAAAUAAGAAACAAAAACAAAGGUGGAAAAUCAAUUUAAGGAUAUUAGAAGUUUGUUUAGAUUGAUUGAUAGAAAUAGUAGGGGGUGUGUUUGUAUACAUUUGUAGAUAUACCAUAUAUCCGAGGUUCAAAGUUGUUUCCCUUGGAAUUAUAUGGUCUAAAGAGAUUUGGGUUAACAAAACAACAUCUGAAUUGGGUGUAUUAAAUUCCUGUAAUUCUGUGGCUAACAAUUUUGUUUUGUUUAUCCAAGUUUUAUUUGGAAUA
Molecule: messenger RNA, 2546 nt
Organism: Cannabis sativa
Lineage: Eukaryota; Viridiplantae; Streptophyta; Magnoliopsida; Rosales; Cannabaceae
Exons: 2
Coding region: 493-2283 (596 amino acids)
Cellular component (GO): cytoplasm
Molecular function (GO): protein binding
Source: RefSeq, a predicted model, not a curated record